AUGAGGUCGUUCAUUGCCAAUCAGUAUACAGAUAGGUCUCCCAAGGAGACAACGCUCUUAGCAUCCCACAGCCGUUUUCUGAAAUGGAACUGUCUCUCGAAAUAUUUUUCGGCUUCGUUGGAAGAGGAACGAGUCGUGAUCGACAGCGAGAUUACUCUACAGUUCAUCUACAAUCUAUACUUCUGGACCGGCAACGUUGGCGCCUUGUCAGCAUUCCCAUGCGUUUACAUCGAAAAGCACCACGGCUUUUCUCCCUCAUAUGCUUUGGGUCUUGGCUGUAUUGUUAUUGCGCUCUUGAUGUUGGUUAUCGGAAAAGAAUGCUUUGUCAACCCACCGCAGGAGCAAGACGUCGUAGUACCGGCCGCAAAGGUUCUCAGCUGCGCCGUGCGCAACGGCUGUCGGAUGGAACGUGCGGAUCCAGUGUAUCAGCGCACCGAGAAAGGCAAGGUGGUUUCAUGGAGCAGUCAGUUCGUCGACGAAAUUACACGUGCGUUGGACGCGUGUCGGGUGCUCCUGGCAUUCAUUGUGUUUUACAUCUGCUUCGACCAGAUGCAGAACAACCUCAUAUCUCAAGCGAGCAACAUGAACACCGGAAGCACGCCUAACGACGUACUGCCCUGUAUGAACCAAGUGGCAUGCAUACUAAUCAGUCCGUUCGUGGAGUAUGUCCUCAACCCUGUGCUGGCCAAACGACGCAUAUACCUGAAGGCAGUCACCCGUAUCGCUAUCGGCUUCUGCUUCGUCGCACUCUCGAUGCUAUAUGCGACCCUGGUGCAGCAUCACAUCUACGCGUCUCCACCAUGCUUCGAUCACCCGUCGGAUUGUGGAGACAGGCUUUCCGCUGCACAAUACCGGCCCAAUGUUUGGAUACAAGCACCUCUCUACUUCCUGGUAGCAACUGGCGAGGUGUUCGCCAUGACGACUGCCAUGGAGUAUGCGGAGAAGCAUGCGCCGAAAGAGAUGAAAGUCCUCGUGCAGGCCAUCAACAUGCUCAUUACAGGUAUAGGCUCAGCCAUUGCUUUAGUCAUUGCCGAGGCAGCUCGCGAUCCUUAUCUCACCUCGUUCUACGGCAGUCUAACAGGUGCUAUGGCCCUCACGACCAUUAUGUUCUACGUCAUGUUCCGGAACAAGGAUAGGGAUGAUGCCGUGGUAGACAUGGAAAAGGGCAGAAGAGACGCCACACCGACGCCGUCAAGAUUGCCGUUAGGAUCGCGCGAAUCAGAUCUGGAUGUGACUAUUGGGCCAAUAAGCAUAGAUAGGGACAUGGAGUUGACACCGAUCCUGUCCUUACCGACGACAAGAACUGGGCGAGACAGCAUAACUGUACCUUGA
This is a messenger RNA of Alternaria atra, 1332 nucleotides long. RefSeq lists its product as uncharacterized. The transcript is spliced from 3 exons. NCBI's taxonomy places the organism in Eukaryota, Fungi, Ascomycota, Dothideomycetes, Pleosporales, Pleosporaceae. The record is from RefSeq and is a predicted model, not a curated record. Gene Ontology annotation, biological process: transmembrane transport. Gene Ontology annotation, molecular function: tripeptide transmembrane transporter activity; dipeptide transmembrane transporter activity. Gene Ontology annotation, cellular component: plasma membrane; fungal-type vacuole. The coding region runs from base 1 to 1332 and encodes 443 amino acids.